Nerophis lumbriciformis (worm pipefish) is the source of this 2902-nucleotide messenger RNA. RefSeq lists its product as uncharacterized. The record is from RefSeq and is a predicted model, not a curated record. Gene Ontology annotation, biological process: regulation of transcription by RNA polymerase II. Lineage: Eukaryota; Metazoa; Chordata; Actinopteri; Syngnathiformes; Syngnathidae. Gene Ontology annotation, cellular component: nucleus. Gene Ontology annotation, molecular function: DNA-binding transcription factor activity, RNA polymerase II-specific; RNA polymerase II transcription regulatory region sequence-specific DNA binding.
UUCAGGCAACCAAGAUGGCGGACUGAGCUGCUGUGGUUUUUUUAUUCGGAGCUCAAGACCAAAAGUAUCAAAAUGUACAAUGAAACGGUCACAAAAGUCCACGGCAAAUACGACAGUGGAUAUCUUAAAGAUGCACUUUCUCAAGCCCGAGCAACCGAAGUUGAGGUUGAAGGUUGAAGACGUGAUAGAAGAUGGACGACUACUGCUGUGCUAAGAUGGCGACGUCAUGUAAAGGAGAAGAUAAACGAGAAUCAACAGCGGAGAAAAGGGUGCAAAGUGCUGAUAAAGCAGGCGUCCAGCAGCCGAUUCGUCAUGACAAAUGUCCUACGCAGUCGCAGGAUGGGAGCUCCACUCCACAGCCCCUCCACCUUAAAGAGGAAGAGGAGGACCUUUGGAUCACUCAAGAGGGAGAGUGUCUUCUAGGGCCGGAGGAAGCGGAUCUCACUGUUUUCUCUGUGAAGCCUGAAGAUGAUGAAGAGAAACCACAACCAGACGACCUCUUAGCUCCACUAUCAGAUAGUGAGGCUGAAGAUGGGGUUGAAGUAACUUUGAGCAGCGAUACAGACUGUGAAGGCGAUAUGAGGACUGACAACAAACACUCUGAAUGUUCUGAAAAGAAGACCGGUAAAAAACCUUUUAGCUGCUCGAUUUGUGCAAAAAGCUUCACUAAAAAGGGCAAUCGUACUCAACACAUGAAAACACACUUGGAAAAAAACCCAUUCGGUUGUUCAGUUUGUGUUAAAACAUUCUUUAAAAAGUCCGAUCUGGUAAACCACUUGAGAAAGCACACGGGAGAAAAACCUUUCAGUUGCUCAGUUUGCGGCGAAAACUUUUCUUACAGGCGAAGUAUGACUCGGCACAUGCUGAUACACGCCGGAGAAAAACCCUUCAGUUGUUUAUUUUGCGGGAAAAGAUUCUCUCUAAAAUACCCGAUGAAACGUCACAUGUCAACGCACACGGGCGAAGAACUGUUUUGUUGCUCAGUUUGUGGCGAGAACUUUUUUAACAGGCCAAGUUUGACUCAGCACAUGCUGAAACACACCGGAGAAAACGCCUUCACUUGCUCAGUUUGCGGCGAGGGAUUUACUCAGAAGGAACCCUUGGAAGCGCACAUGGCGACGCAUACGGAAGAGAAACCUUUCCGUUGCUCAGUUUGCAGCGCAAGUUUCCCCCACAGGCAAAGUUUGACUCGUCACAUGCUGAAGCACACUGGAGAAAACCCCUUCAGUUGCUCAAUUUGCGGUAUCACCUUUACUCAAAAGGAAACCAUGGUAACGCACAUGGCAACACAUACGGAAGAAAGAGCUUUCCGUUGCUCAGUUUGUGAUGAAACCUUUGCUUACAGACAAAGUUUGACACGACACAUGCUGAAGCACACUGGAGAAAACCCCUUCAGUUGCUCGGUAUGUGGUAUCACAUUCACUCAGAAGGAAACUAUGGAAACACACGUGGCGACGCACACAGAAGAAAAACCUUUUCGUUGCUCAGUAUGCAGCGCGAGCUUUCUUUACAGACAAAGUUUGACUCGACACAUGCUGAAACACACCGGGGAAAACCCCUUCAGUUGUUUAGUUUGUGGUAUCACCUUCACUCAAAAGGAAACCAUGGUAACGCACAUGGCAACACAUACGGAAGAAAAAGCGUUUCAUUGCUCAGUUUGUGGCGAAAGCUUUGCUUACAGACAAAGUUUGACGCGACACAUGCUUAAACACACCGGAGAAAGACCCUUCAGUUGCUCAGUAUGCGGUAAGAGUUUCUCUGUGAAAUACACUAUGAUAAAACACGAGAGAACGCACUCAAAAGAAAAGCACUUUAGUUGCUCAGUCUGUAGUAACAUAUUUACUGAGAAGGAGACCAUGGUAGCACAUAUGCAAACGCACACAGAAGAGAAUCCCUUUUCCUGCUCGGUUUGUGGCGAACGAUUCGCUCGGAAGGAAGACAUGGCAACACACAAGCGAAUGCACACAGCAGAAAAACCCUUUCGUUGCUCAGUUUGCGGCAAAAGAUUUACUCUGGAGGCAAAUAUGGUGACGCACGCGGGAACGCACAAAGAAGAAAAACUCUUUGGUUGCUCAGUGUGCGGCGAAAGCUUCUAUCACCGACGGAAUUUCACCCGACACAUGCACAAGCACACCGGAGAAAAACCUUUCGGUUGUUUAGUUUGCGGUAAGCGAUUCACUAUCAAAAACUCCAUGGAAAGACACGUCAGAAAGCACAACGGGAAGAAACCCUUGAGUUGCUCAGUUUGUGGUAAAAGGUACUUUGACAAAAGAGCUAUUUUUGCACACAUGAAAACACACAAUAUUGAUAUUUUAGACGCCCGAUUGGGGGUCAAAGUUAUACUUGGAAGAAAAGAAUGACACACAACUUAGAAUAAAAGUAUGUGUUCAAAGAUUGUCAAAUUAUAGAAGUGUAUGAUACCAGAUUCCCUCAUUAGUUACAGUAACUGCACACCGAAUUGAAGAAAUAAAUCAUCAGCCAACUUUGAUUGGUUGAGAACAACAGGGAUGGUGUCUUCCUCACUUGCAUUCUUUUGGCCUUCAUCAAUGAUCAUAAAAGUGUGUUUGUGUUGUGACAAUGUUGUACAAUAUUGUUGUACAUGCACACAAAGUGUAAGUUACAACAUAUCCUCUAUGUUCAACAACACUUGCACUUGUUUUAAUGCCGUUAUAAGACAAAGAAAAAAUGAAGUAGACAAUGACUGUGGUGUCCUCUUUUCGGACAGGAGAUUUUUGAUUUUGUUAAUGUGUUGUUGUAAAUAUCUUAAGGACUCAAUAACAGCAGACUUGAGCUGGCACAAAAUGUAGUACGUCCCAGAUUUAUAGCACGAGUAUGUGAUGUACAAUUGACAUAAUAACAUGUGCCAUAAUAUAUAACGUAAUAAAAUUGUGCUACAACCUCA